UGUCGAUUCGAUCAGUCCUUUCUAAUUCUGUAAUUGUUGGCUAAAUUGUCUUCUUGAUUAAGGGGCCAUUAGUCUUCCAUAAAUAAACGAAAAAUGGGCCACUAGUCUAAUAAUCAUUUUUGCUGCGGAAAAGGGACUGAUGUGAGACGCACCAGAUCCCCGGGCUCUCCAUGGAGCACAUUGACGUGGAUUCCGCUCCCAAGCGGGCGAAGCUCGCCGGCGGCGGAAACGAGGACCGCCUCAGCGCGCUCCCCGACGACGUUCUUCUCGACGUCCUUCUCAAGACCCGGAACGCCGCCGACGCCGCUCGGACCAGCAUCCUCUCCAGCCGCUGGCGCCUCCUCUGGGCCUUUCUCCCGGAGCUCCACUUUUCAGACGGCAUCGACCCUCGCCGCAUACGCCCCGCCCUCGCCGCCCAUGAAGCGCCGGACCUCCGCUGCCUAGUCGCCAUCGUCCGUGGCGCCUCCCCCAAAUCCAUGGCGGCCUGGCUCCCCGUCGCCGUGCGCCGCCUCUCCGGCGAUCUCGUCUUUCACAACACGACGAGUUGCGGGGAGUGGGGAAGAGGCGCCUUUCAGUUGCCAUGCUUCGAGAACGCCACCGCCCUCAGCCUCGACCUGGGCUUUCUUGUCCUCGCCAUGCCGGCUUCUGGUGUAUUCGUCCGGCUCACCGAUCUCUCCCUGGUUUAUGUCCAGCUAAAUCGUGUGAACCGGCUUGGUGACGCCAUCUCGUCGCCGCGGUGCCCAGCCUUGCGGAAACUCACCGUUAGCCAUGCCCGAGGUCUGCCUACAUUCAUCAUCCACUCAGAGUCUCUACUCCAACUGAAGCUGAGUAAUCUGCAUACUUUAAAGAAGCUAACUGUAGUGGCUCCUGCACUUGAAGAGCUAACUCUGAGCUCCUGCCUUGCUAGUGUUAUGGAUCCAAGCCAACUGGUUGUCAACAUUUCAGCUCCUGAGCUGUUGGUGCUCAAGUGGAAGGAUACUUACGAUCCAAGCUUUUUCGAGCUUGGCGAGAUGGCGCAUCUUCAGUGUCUGGACAUUGGCACUUUGGUUGUAUAUGGAUCUGGUAAAUUUGUGUACAGUCCCGAUAGCCGGAUACUCUUGCAGUGCUGUGAGGCCAUACACAAGCUAAACCUCAAAGUGGUCCAUCUGUCACGCAUGGUUUACAAUCAACACUUAUCGGAAGACAUGACAAGGCUCCCAGAAGUUACAUUCCUGAACCUGGUGGUAACGGCAUUGUCGCAUUCCUUUGGAGCCUGCUUAUUCAAUAUUCUCAGGAUGUGCACUAGUGUAAUAAAGCUUGCAAUUGAUAUGUCUUGCAACUAUGAAGAGGAAUGCCCAUCUGAUUGUUUUUGUGACCAUCCACCAAACUGGAAAUUCAAGGAUCUCAUACUGGAUCGCCUCCAAGAGGUAGACAUCAUCAACUCAGGAGGAACUGGACAUGAAGUUGCUUUCCUGGAGCGGUUAUUCAGCUGGGCAACGGCGCUAGAACAGAUUACAGUAACUUUCGAUGAGACAAUCACUGAAAGCAUGGCCAUGAAGGAGUUCCGCCAGAAGUUACUAAGCUUCUCCAGGCCAGAGAUAUGCAUGAGAUUCUUUGUGUACCGCGGUUCCGAGAAGGUUCUGUAUGUGCCAGAAGGCUAGCUCGGCACUGGCUUGUCACUUGCACUGUCUACCGUAGUUUUCUUCUUGGUAUAAGCUGUGUUCUAUGCGCAACACCGAGAUGCUAGAUUUUGGAAUGUUGCAAUGCCAUCAUCGUCAUCAUGCGUACAUGCAAACCUGGAGCAAAAAAUGUGACAUUUUGUACACUGGAGGUUCAGAAAUAUCAACCAUACCUUUCUGAAAAAAAAAGAUCAAUCGGGUUAUGCAAUUUGUUACCCUUUUACAGCAGAAAAAGUGAUGUCACUUUUGCCACAAAAUUCUAUUUCUCGUAUUGUCGCCAAAAACUAUUUACUCAGAUUUAUCAAAACAUUCAAAUAUGCCUUUGUCAGAUUUAUUGUAACUUCGAAA
Triticum aestivum (bread wheat) is the source of this 2006-nucleotide messenger RNA. RefSeq names its product putative F-box/FBD/LRR-repeat protein At1g22000. NCBI's taxonomy places the organism in Eukaryota, Viridiplantae, Streptophyta, Magnoliopsida, Poales, Poaceae. Gene Ontology annotation, molecular function: protein binding. The record is from RefSeq and is a predicted model, not a curated record. The coding region runs from base 171 to 1640 and encodes 489 amino acids. The transcript is spliced from 3 exons.